AUUUAUUUUUAUUUUUAUUUUAUAUGCCAAUAAAUGACCAUGAAUGUCAAUAACAGAAGAAGAUCUUUUUCAGCUUCUGAACUAGGUCAAUCAGAUACUCAGUCUACGUCUUCAUUAUGGAGUACCAGUAGUAACAAACCCAAGGGCAGCACCUUUCUAUCUCGAUUUAUGUCGCCCAACACAAACACCUCAGCACCCACAUCUCCUGUGUCUCCUACUACUUCAGCCUCGACAAAUAUCCUUUCUACUUUGCCACCUAUUCAUGGUCAACAAAAGAUUAAGAGAAAACCUGUCCAUUCUCCUCCAACACCACAGUCAACCAUCUCCACACAAUCUCAAGCAAAAAAGAAAUAUGAGGCUGUGUUGGGUGUAAAAGCUGAAGAUUUAGUAAAUGAAGAUUCAAUUUCAAAAAAGAAAGUAGCUACAAGCACGAGCAGCAAUCUCGGACAAGGAAGCGUUAGAGGCUUUGGCAACCUAAAAAAAGAAGAUUACAAUGGCAUUGGCAACAGUUCACAUCAAAUGAGUUUAAAUACUAAUAUCCCGGCGGGAAAUGAAAAAUUUGAGCCCUUGCCUCCACUCCACCAUCACAUCAGUCAAAGACAGAAACUCAGUUUAGAUACAUUAGGACCCGAGAUAGUGUUGGAGAGUACGGGUAUAGAAGAUAAGCCUGUGCUUUUGUCGAAUCAACAAGUCUAUAAACCUCGAUACCAUCGCUAUGAAGUCGGAGAACAACCCUCAUUAGCUUCCCUUCCUAAUCAAGAUGCCGCCAAGGUAUCUCCGGCUCAAUCAACAAACACGACACGAUGGUCCAAUGCUUCAACUCGGAAAUCAACAGAAUCGUACUCUAUCUACAGCACAUUUGGAUCAGACUCCAUCUAUGGUGAAAAUGAUUCACUUGAUAAUGUUACUACGACAGCUUCCAUGAGUUUGAUGGAUAUUCACGACAGAGAGCAGCAGGCUGCUAAUGGAAAUGAUGCACAAAACAUUCAGAAAAAAACCCCAGCUCGUAUGAUUAUUGUAGAGUCUUCUUCUGAAGAAGAGGACGACGACGACGAUGACGACGACGACGAUGACGAUGACGAUGAUGAUGAAAGUGAAGAAGAGAGUACAGGUACGCAAAAUGAAGUCUUUGUGGAUGCCACGGGUAUGUCGCAGGAAGAUAUAGAAAGAGAACGCAUUGAGGCACGAUUGUCUAAAAGAUUAAGUGGCGGUCAUUUUGGCAGUGCAGGAGGCUUGAUGGUCAGCAUCAUGGUACCUUCUUCCUCUACGUCCGAUACCAAGAAACAACGUAGAAAGAGUCGACCUCCACCAGAAGAUGUAGCACAAUCGAUGAUGAAUUGGAAGCGACACAGCGGACAAGGACUUUUAAAGUUUGCUUCAUCCCUUGAGCAACAACAAAUGCAACAUCACGCGAAUGAGCAACAGCCUAAUAAAUUAGCUAUUCCUUUUAAUGAAAAGACUCCUUCUUCAUUACCUCCUACGGUGCCUGAAAAAGACACAGUGUAUCAAAUACCUCCACAACGCCCUUACCCUCAAAGACCUUUACCACCUCAUCCUGAAAUCUUGUUAUCAACCACUGAAGAAGAAGAGGAGGAAAAGGAGGAAGAGGAGGAAGAGGAGGAAGAAAAAGAACGUGAGUAUUUGAACGAUCCUAAGGAAUGCGCUGCUCGUUUAUGGUACGAGGACGAGAGUUUCGUGGAACCUGAGAGAAUAGCAGAAUGGCUUGGUCAAAGUAAACCAUUAAAUACAAGCACAUUAUACGAAUACAUGAAGUAUUUUGAUUUUGCAACUAUGAGACUUGAUAGCGCGUUCAGAAAGGUUUGUUCCAAACUUUAUUUUCGUGCAGAAGCACAGCAGAUCGACCGUAUUUUGGAAGCAUUUGCAAAACGUUACUGGGAGUGUAACCCUAAAACCAUUUUUGGUAGUGCAGAUAUUGUAUAUGCUGUUGUUUAUUCAUUGUUGCUUUUGAAUACGGAUCUACAUGUGGCACAAGGCAGCUAUACUCGAAUGACAAGACAAGCGUUUGUAAAGAACACAAUGUCUACUAUUCGAGAUCAGUAUCAGGCUGAAAUGAAAAACAAAUCAAAAAGCCCAAACCUUAUCUUAGCUUGGGAAGCACAUGUGGAAGCUUACUUGAAAGACAUGUAUGUCUCUGUCAAGAACUAUCAAAUUUUGCAACCCACUCAACAUCAACAACAAAAUGACUUACUGAGUCCUACUUGUACUGACAACAACUCAUUAUUGUCAGCUUCAAGUAGUAGACGAAUGAGUGUGAUGGGAGGAAAACGCAUGAUUGACAUCAAGCGUAGCUUGAAUACAAUGAUGCACAAAACAACUUCUGCGCGUGAAAGUAUACUGGUUCAAGAAGAUCCAGUGCCUAGGAAAAGUACAAGUUCCACACAUCGUCAACAGCACUCACCUCAUAACACUCGUAUCCAACGAAGAGAUUCUUUUACUUCAAACCAUUCUAUCAACAAUGGAUCUGGUAUCAUUACACCAAACACUAGUUCGUCUACAGAUACAAAUGGUGCCUUAUUAUCACCUAAUCAAAGCCAUAUGAUGAACUUUAUGGAUACACAUUCUGAAGUAUUGUUCAGUAAUCAUCCACCUUAUUUAAAAGAAGGUGUUGUCAUGCGAAAACACUUGUUAGAAAGUGCAAAUCAAAAAGCAAAGCAUCGUGAAUGGAAAGAAUGUUUACUUGUCGUUACGCAAGGACAGUUGAAAAUGUAUGGCUUACAAUCAGAUAGCCUCAAUGAUAUCAGUACUUCUUCAAGACGUAAUAUGCUAAGAGCUAGCAGUGCUAGUUUUGCUAAUCUAGCAGACUCUUUAUCUAGAAAUGGACCAAAUACCAAUACAUCACUUUCCUAUAGUGGUGUUUCGCACAACAAUAGCAAUAAUAGCUGGGCUGCUUAUUCGCAAUUGAUCGGGUCUCUUGAUUUAAACCAUUCACUUUCAAAUGCACUUCCACCACCUGGUUAUAAUCGCACAAGGCCUUAUGUGUUUGCUAUUCAACAACCUAAUGGUGGUGUGUAUCUUAUUCAAGCAGCAUCCAAUGAGCAAGUCAUGGAAUGGGUAUCUACCUGUAACUAUUGGGCUGCACGUCAAAGUAAAGAACCUCUUUUGGGCGGUGUUAGCAACAUUGAGUAUGGCUGGGGCAGCUGUCUCGAUGAUGUCGUUUUGGAUCUAGAUGCAAUUGAAAAGGGCAAAAAAUCAUUGGCAAAUACACACACGAUCCUGAUACUGUCAAUGUCUCUACUUGGUAUGUUGGAUGAAAAGACUCAGCUGGAUAAUCUGCAGAAAUACGUAGAUCAAUUGAAUGGAGAAAUCAAUGAACAUCGUGAAAUCAAAAAGAAGAUCCAAGUUAAAUUUCAUAGUAAAUGCCAAAACCAUGCUAAAGCUCUUACUAAUUGGGAAGCAAAAUCAAAGUAUAUGUUGCAUGAAAUUAUCAAAUAUCAAAACUAUUGUAAUGCUCUUGAAGACAGUCUUGCUCGACGUGAAAAGGACCAAGAAUAAGUUCCUCUUUUAUUUUUUUUGUAUAUUAUAAACCUACAUGUCUAUUUUAUGAACAGUCAAAUAAACAAUGAAUAUGAAUGACUGUCGAACCAAUUUAUUAUCUUUCCCUCUCUUUUCUAUAAAGUCAACUUCUUGAUUAGAACACUAG
Molecule: messenger RNA, 3661 nt
Organism: Gilbertella persicaria
Lineage: Eukaryota; Fungi; Mucoromycota; Mucoromycetes; Mucorales; Choanephoraceae
Exons: 11
Coding region: 34-3513 (1159 amino acids)
Biological process (GO): regulation of ARF protein signal transduction
Molecular function (GO): guanyl-nucleotide exchange factor activity
Source: RefSeq, a predicted model, not a curated record